This is a messenger RNA of Sceloporus undulatus (fence lizard), 1207 nucleotides long. Its product is annotated as NADP-dependent malic enzyme-like. Gene Ontology annotation, molecular function: NAD binding; malate dehydrogenase (decarboxylating) (NAD+) activity; malate dehydrogenase (decarboxylating) (NADP+) activity. The record is from RefSeq and is a predicted model, not a curated record. Gene Ontology annotation, biological process: pyruvate metabolic process; malate metabolic process. The annotation marks the transcript as partial. Lineage: Eukaryota; Metazoa; Chordata; Lepidosauria; Squamata; Phrynosomatidae. The transcript is spliced from 9 exons. Gene Ontology annotation, cellular component: mitochondrion.
CAGUCAGAAGAGGAGAGGGCUGUGCAACGGCCACAAGAGGAAGACUCUCUCAGUCUCAACGGCCGGCCAACCAACCAACCAACUGCCUGCCUGCCUGCCUUCCCCGUCCGCGAUGGAAGGCGCCUCCGCUGCCUCCCCCUCCAUGGCCCUGAAGCGCAUGAGCCCCUUCCAGAGCAAGGAGGCCAGCCCUCCUCCUCGCAGCCCCGCCUUCACCACCAAGAGGGGCUACGACGUCCUCCGAUACCCCGCCCUCAACAAGGGCCUGGCUUUCACCUUGGAAGAGAGACAACAGCUGAAUAUUAGUGGACUACUACCUCCCUGCUUUCUCAGUCAAGAAGUACAGGUUUUAAGGGUUUUAACAAACUUUGAAAGACAAACAUCUGACUUGGACAGGUAUAUUCUGCUAAUGGGCCUUCAGGAUCGAAAUGAAAAACUAUUUUAUAAAGUGCUGACUUCUGACAUUGAAAGAUUUAUGCCUAUUGUUUAUACUCCCACUGUUGGUCUGGCAUGCCAACAAUAUGGUAUAACAUUUCGGAGGCCAAGAGGACUCUUCAUCACUCCACAUGAUCGAGGACAUGUUGAAACUUUAUUUAAAUCAUGGCCUGAAGCAGUCAUCAAAGCUAUUGUGGUGACUGAUGGAGAACGUAUUCUAGGUCUUGGAGACCUUGGAUGUUACGGAAUGGGCAUCCCAGUGGGUAAACUAGCACUUUACACAGCAUGUGGAGGACUGAAGCCCCAGGAGUGCCUGCCUGUUAUGCUUGAUGUGGGAACCGACAAUGAGACAUUGCUAAAAGAUCCUUUGUAUAUUGGGCUGAGACAUAAAAGAAUCAGAGGCCAAGCUUAUGAUGACCUUCUAGAUGAAUUCAUGCAAGCUGUGACAUCCAGGUAUGGCAGAAAUUGUCUCAUACAGUUUGAGGAUUUUGCUAAUGCAAAUGCAUUCCGUCUCCUGAAUAAAUAUCGCAACCUGUACUGCACAUUCAACGAUGACAUUCAAGGAACAGCCUCUGUAGCUCUUGCAGGUCUCCUUGCUGCUCUCCGGAUUACUAACAACAAACUGUCAGAUCACACAAUACUGUUCCAGGGAGCAGGAGAGGCAGCUCUGGGAAUAGCCAAUCUGAUUGUUAUGUCCAUGGAAAAGGAAGGGAUAGCUAAAGAGGAAGCCAUCAAAAAGAUAUGGAUGGUUGAUUCCAAAGGAUUAAUUGUCAAG